This is a messenger RNA of Leptinotarsa decemlineata (Colorado potato beetle), 2696 nucleotides long. RefSeq names its product chromosome transmission fidelity protein 18 homolog. The record is from RefSeq and is a predicted model, not a curated record. NCBI's taxonomy places the organism in Eukaryota, Metazoa, Arthropoda, Insecta, Coleoptera, Chrysomelidae. Gene Ontology annotation, molecular function: ATP hydrolysis activity; ATP binding.
GGUUAUGAUCUUUUAGCGGGAAUGGUGUGAAAAAUUAAUUUGAAAAUAAUCAUAAGAAAUUAUUGAAAUAAUAAAAAACAGAAAUGGACGAUUAUCCAAAUCCAGAUGAAGAAUUUGAAUUAAUGUAUGGCGAUGAACUAGAUAUAUUGAGGGAACAAGAAGAUGAAUAUUACCAACCUCCCUCUAAAACUAGAAGAAGCCUAGAUUUUUCUUCUACAGCUACAGAAAAGCAGCCACCAGCUACUAAUUCCCAGAGCGUUGAAACAUUCGAAAAAGAAUUUCCCACCCUUUCAUCUCUAGCUCACUCUUCGGAAAUUUCCUCAGUUUCUAACACUGAAGAAAUUAUACAGUCAUUGGGUACCAGUUCCCAAAUAAUUUCCUCAUCUUCCCAUAAUGUUGAGCCUUCCAGCAGUAGAAAGAGAACAGUAGAGGAACUAUUUGGAGACAUCAACGAUUUAGGUGAUGACAUUUUAUUGGAUGAUCAGCCUUUCAUUAAAAAAUCAAAGAGAAGCGAGGAAGAAGAACUAGAGGCUCUUAUGGAACAGAUAAUUGAACUGAGGAGAUUGAAUAAGGAAAAAAAUAAUAUUAUCGGUGUCCGAACAAAUUCAGCUACUUUUAACAGACAACGUGAUAUGAAUAAUAUUUCUUUUAGAGUACCAAAAUACCCGUUCAUUGGUGUGAAAAGGUUUGAUGGUGAAAGAGUAUAUGUGAGAUUCCAUUCAGAGGAAUAUGAGAAGGAAGAGAUCCAGAGAAUUGUUAAAGAAUGUUCUACGAAGAGUGUGAUGGAUGAUAGUUCUAAACAGAUGUGGGAGGAUGCUAGAGCUUUGAUAGAAAAACAAGUAGUGUUAGCCUCACAAGAAACAGAUAGGAAUGAUGUUAUGAUGGUGGAGGGAAAAACAGAUGAUCAUCAACAACUUUGGACUGACUUAUACAAGCCUCGUAAAUAUGUAGAACUAUUGAGUGAUGAAAGUACAAACAGAAUUAUGUUGAAGUGGUUGAAACUUUGGGAUAAGGUUGUCUUUAAUAGAAAACCAAAAAUUCAUCCAAUCAAACCAGAUGACACAAAAAGUAAAUUCAACAUGGAGAAAGAACUCAAUAGGAGUCUUGAUGAACAUGGAAGACCUCAUCAUAAAGUGGCUUUAUUAUGUGGACCUCCUGGUUUAGGUAAAACAACUUUAGCUCACGUGGCAGCGAAGCAUGCAGGUUACAACGUCGUUGAAAUAAAUGCUUCUGAUGAUCGUAGCACCGAAGCCUUCAAAACCUCCUUGAAAAAUGCCACACAGAUGCGUUCAGUCGUAGACAGCGAAGGACGCCCAAAUUGUCUUGUCUUUGAUGAAAUAGAUGGAGCUCCUCAGGCAUCUAUAGACUUCCUUGUGAAAUUUAUAAAUGGCACAGUUAGUGCGAAAGCCAAAAAAGGAAAAGGUGCCAAACAGUUUAUCCUCAAGAGGCCUAUUAUUUGUAUUUGUAACGACGUGUAUGUACCGGCCUUGAGACCGUUGAGGCAAAUAGCUUUUGUUAUCAAUUUUCCUCAAACAUCAAGUGCUAGACUAGCAGAUAGACUGAUGUGUAUAGCAAGAAGGGAGAACAUAAAAACUGACCUGGGAGCGAUGUUGGCAUUAGCGGAAAAGGGGAACAAGGACAUAAGAUCUUGCUUGUCUGUUUUAUACUUUUUCAAAAUACAGAAGAAACCUGUUACCUUAUCUGAUGUUUACAAAUCAAAUAUUGGUCAGAAGGAUAUACAGAAAGGUCUUUUCGCAGUUUGGCAAGAAAUUUUUCGCAUCGAAAAACCCAAAUUGAAAUCUGUGACAGAUUUGAAAUCUUUGGACAGCAAACAGAUUACGAAAGAUAGAAUGUCAAAAGUUUUGCAAACUGUUUCGUCAUUUGGCGACUACGACAGGCUGUCGCAGGGAGUUUUUGAAAACUUUCCAAAGCUGAAAUUGAAAGAUCCUUCUAUGAAUGGUGUCAGCGAGGCUUUGAAUUGGUUUGUUUUCAGCGAUUUGCUCAACAAACAAAUAUACUCGUUGCAGAAUUAUAGUUUGAGUUCGUACUUGCCUUACGCUUUCGUUGUUUGGAAUUUUGUUUUUGCAACUCCUCAGAGCCAAACGUUGCAGUAUCCCAGUGUUGGGUAUGAGGCUCGACAAAAAGAAAUUCGGCAGAAAGCUUUGAUUUCUGAGGUACUUCGAGGUAUGAAACCUGGUGUGAGAGCUUUUUGCCAUCGUCUGUCUCUAAUUCUCGAUAUCCUUCCUCUUCUCUCCAGAAUCAUCGUACCUUCCUUCAGAUCUGUGAGCUUACAUCUCUAUUCAAAAGAAGAAAAAGAAAAGCUGCUGGAAGUAGUCAAGAUCAUGAUCGAUUACAAUUUGAACUACAUUCAAGAACGCCAAGCAGAAGGAAGUUAUGAAUAUAAGUUAGAACCCAACAUAGACGAAGUAGUGAUUUUUGACAAAACAAAUCCCCAUCAGAGGAAAACUCUUUCAUAUCCUAACAAACAGCUCAUAGCACGAGAAAUCGAGCUAGAAAAGAUGCGACAGUUCGAAGGUCCAAAGAACGAGGGCGAUUCUAUCAAGAAGAAAAAAGAAAAACCUGUCGAUAAGAAUCAGUUACCAAAUCAUUUGCAGAAGUUGCAAGCGAAAUCUGUGAAACCGAUGAAUUUUUUACUCCGAGGAACUUCAAGAAAAGCUCAACGUAUUGUCGUUUGA